Gigantopelta aegis is the source of this 3026-nucleotide messenger RNA. Its product is annotated as probable basic-leucine zipper transcription factor F. Lineage: Eukaryota; Metazoa; Mollusca; Gastropoda; Neomphalida; Peltospiridae. Gene Ontology annotation, cellular component: nucleus. Bases 180 to 1244 code for a protein of 354 amino acids. Gene Ontology annotation, molecular function: DNA-binding transcription factor activity, RNA polymerase II-specific; RNA polymerase II transcription regulatory region sequence-specific DNA binding. The transcript is spliced from 2 exons. The record is from RefSeq and is a predicted model, not a curated record.
UUAUCGUUUAAUGUUUUAAAGAGCAAGCGGCACGUUUUUAUAGUUCGUAGGCGUUUAUUUUCGUAAGAUAUUGUCAUAUUGUGAAACUUCGUUUGGCGACUCUUUGUUUGCAGUCUUCAACUCGCAACUGUCUUGUGUGUUUUUAAAUCUGAUAUUUAAAAAAAAAAAAAAAAUCUGAAAUGGCUAUUUCAUUUGAUUCUGAAUUUGAGUCGAUCCUUGCUCAAAGUCCUAUUUUUGAAGGACACGAGUCCCCAAACUCUGACGUCAUCAUUGACGAUGUACCAUUUUGUAAUUCCUUGCUGGAACCAGGUAACUUUUUACUUUCUGACAUUACACAGGGCAAGAGUGAAAAGAAGUCGCCAUUCCACGAAUCUGAUAGCGGAAUGUCGGAAGAUUUAGGCAGUCCGGGAAAUUCUGACGCCGAUUUGCUUGAUGAUGAGCCAUUUUUCCAAGGAGCAGAUCAGGACCUUUUAGAUUACUUUGGCGGAGGAAGUUCUAGUGAUGAAGAUGUUUCCGUGACUACCAAACUGAGGAGUCGUAUUCGGAACAAAGAAAAUGUCAACUUGAAUCAAAAUGUAGUGCAACUCAAGUCUGGACAUGUGGUGUGUAAUGGCAAAACUAAAACUGUACCCGUUAGAAAUGUGACACCCAUGUCAAGACCAAAGGAGCCAUCGUCUGUCGAAUUAAGCUUAAUAAACAACAACCCACAAUCGUCGAACAUCAAGUCUGUGAAGGUUGUAAAAGUGAUCACAACUUCUCCAACCACAGACAGUGCAACUGAAGCUUGUGAGGUGAUUAAAGCAUUGGAAGAUAGAAGCAGAAAAAAUGCCCAGCAAGCAAAACAAAAUCGGGAGAAGAAAAAGGCCUACGUGCAAGGGCUUGAAACCGAUAUCAAACGGCUUCAGACUGAAAAUAAUGAGCUAACAUCGAAAAAUAAAACUUUAACCAGUCGCACCACAGCUUUGGAAGAGGAGGUAGAAUAUUUGAAGAAUGUUCUUGCCAACGAAAGUUCGUUGUCAAAACUGCUGAAAAACAUUGACAGUGUGAAAGGCGUGAGGUUGAGUUCUUCGUUCCAGUCAAGGAAACGCAGUGCUGCCCUGGAUCAUUGUUAUGAUACAGAAUCACCAUCCAAACGACCUCGACCUUCAACAGCUGGCAUCUGUCUGCAUGUAGACAAAGAUGAUGUGUCUCUGGAAUUCUGUUCCCAUUGUUCACGGAUGGCCAAGUUAGAUGAAAACAAGUGAAAACGUUUUUUGUUUGCCAUGAACUUGGCGAUGUGCUAUAAAAUAAAAAAACCCAUCCCUAUCUCAUCAUUCUUUGAUGAAGAAGGUUAUCACGACACUCGUGUGACAACUCAGUGGGUCCAUUCAGAAAACAGAUCACCAUGGUGAUGUGCUACAUGAAACCUCACGUCAGAUUUUUGGACAACGAAAGUCGUCAUGACAUUACUGUGACAGCUCGAUGGGUCCAUGUUGAAAACUGAUGAACAUGAAAGAGGGAGAGAGAGAACUCCAUGAUGUUGAGGUUAUCGGGUCUUGAUGAUUUAUUGUAGAUCUAUAUCAUUGGGAUCAUUGGUUUGUUGUAACUCGUUGAACUGGGGCCUAAUUCACAAAGGUCUCUUAGGCUCUGCUAGAAAACAAAGCAUUGCAUUGCGAGAUUGCAAAGUUGUGAGAGAGUAGUGAAUUCGGCCCCUGGUAGACAAGUAAUUGAUCAUGUGGUGUCCUAAUGUAAAUUAGUAUGAAGUUGAUUUGUAUAUAUGCAUAGUUAAAGGUGGUUACGUAGUGCAUUAAAUGUCAGCGUUUAAUAUUGACAGGGUUACUAGAACCGCCUAUUAAGUACUUGACUGGUGUACGAAAUACACUUUUGCUAGUUUUGUAAUGUACAUGUAUUUGAAAAUUUACUCUAAUUUUGCAGUGGUGUUGAUGCAUGAACAUACUUGACAAGUUUCAAAACAAGGCUUGAAAUUGAGAGGGAGCAAGACAGAAGAGGCUACUGAUGCUCAAAAUACAGUUUUUAAAAUACAGAUUCAAAGCAGCUUUUACACAUCUGAUAAUUUAUCAAUACCUGUCAGUUUUUUGUUUUUGCUUCAAGAUUAAAUUUUGUAAAGUAAAGAUUGCUCCCAAUCAAUGAAAUGAAUUUUGAGCCUUGCAAAAACAAUUUUUAAUGCUUAAAUGCUCCAUUCAAAUUGGCAAAAACACAUUGGUUCAUUAUUACACCAAAAAACCCUGUCAGUUUCGUUCACUUCAAAAUUAAAUUUCUUAUCUAGAUGAAAUAAAACUUGUUGACUGUUAUGCAUUAAUUCCAAAGCAUAAUGCAUUGAGAUCAUUACUAAGCCAUUAAAAGUUUCUUUUUAGAUGACUGCUGGGCUUGAUGAGAGGAGAUUUGAGCAGUUCAUGUUGCCGUUCAGAUCGAGAUUCCAGAUUUUAAGAUUGAUUCGUUAAUGCUCGAGACUGGGAGAGGAGAUGCUUUUGUCGACACAUGAAUGCAUUGAAAAACUAAAACGCACACAUCAUUGUGCUGAGAAUUAUGGGUAAUGUGAGUCAGGUAAAAAAAAGGGUUCAGGUAAAAUGUGAUUGAUACAAAAAAAAUGUCUUAAAUUGAUUUGGUAUUUGAUUUGUAAUAGCUAACAUUGUGCAAGUAUAAAUGUAAAAAAAAUGAAAUUGUUAAAUACUGUUUUUGAAAACCCCACAAAAAAGUUUGAUCUACGAGUAAGAAAUUAGAAUUUAACAUGACCAUAUUUUUUUUUUUUCACAGUUCUGUCGUUUUGGGGAUAUUGCAUAAAUUAAUUGCUGCUCAAAGAAAUUUAUAUCAUUUUUGUCUUGGGGAAGAUUUUUUGAAGACUUGUCAGAAUUGGGAAUUUGUCGCUUUUAAAAAUAAAAUCUUUUUUUCAAAAGGGGAACAACUGUAGCAUGUAUUUAUGUGUAAUAAUGGUUAAGAUGAUAGUCCAGUAUGAAAUUAUAAUUUUUUUUAUGUUUUAUGUGGAAUUGUUUUGCAACUUCUGUAAAUAAAAUGUUUAUUGAAUUUCU